AUGGCAGGACCCCCCAACGUCAACAAACCCAUGGAUGUUAAGCAGAAGGAGGCGGAUGUGAACCGCAAGCUCCAGAUCUACGGCAUCAUCAACGCCUUCAAGAGCGGCAAAGUUCCCUCUAACGAGCAAAUCGAUGUCGCCUUGAACAGCUUCCUGGAGUCCAAGCCGCUCUCGAAUCCUUCGCAGAAGCUCUCCGCCGACGGCCAGGGUCUGGUGGCUGACGUCAGGGAGGUGGUGAGAGAGGCCAAGAACCUGCUGCUGUCCAAGAACGACGGCAAUCUGCUGCAGGACUUUAUCUGGCAGACUCAGCAGUUCGACCAUAAGAACGUGUCGGCACCCGAUGUUCCUGUCGGCAAGGAGCAGGCCCAGCAGCACGGCAACCAGGCCCUUGAAGGCCUGCGGACCCUGGGGACUCUGCUUAUCACCAACGGCCAGUUCCGAAAGCUGCUCCAGGAUGCCACUAUCCUCCUCCGAGAUAUGGCCAGCGAUGCCGCGACAAAUGCCGCCGCCCGCGUUAGGCCCAGCCAGGAGGACCUCGCCCAAAUUGACGCUCCCGCCCAAGACAACGUUUGGCACGAUACCCCUGAUCUUUCCAAGGAGGGCCUGAAGGGCAAGCUCCAGGAAUACUACAAGGGCAACCCCAAGGAAGACGCGAAGGCUGCCGCCGCCGAAGGCACCUCCGCUGCUCAUCCCGCCGGGUCCUCAGAGCCCCAAGAUGUCGCGGCUCUCGCGGCGCAGGACCGUGCUCAGAGGGAUGGUCCUUCCUCCGGCGUCAACGCAAGUGGAGGCGCCGCGGCUGCCAAGGACGCGUUGAAGAGUAAUGUCAACGAGAAUCUCGACGAUGAAACCAAGGAGAAGGCCAAGUCCAAGCGCGACGAGUACCGUAAGCGUGUGAAGGACUACUUCUCCCGGAAGAUGCCCCAGGAGCGUCGGGACCAGACGAUCUGGCGCCUGAAGAAAAUGGUGCUCGAAUGCCAGCAGCACCCCGAUUACUACCAGGCAAUCGAGACAUUACUAGAUCUUGCUGAGGAAUACGGCGGCCAUGCGAACCGACUGGCGAAGGGAGGCUCAGGCACCGUCAAGGAUGCCAGGUCCAGUCUGGUCCAGGCCGAAACCGACCUGAAGACCUUGCUUGAGCGCUUCGCGAACGGUACCUCCAGCGACGACCUGUGGGAUUCCAUCAACACCAUAUACGAAGAUGCAGACCGAGACCCGCAGCUCCGAAACUGGUUCAAGUCUCUCAACACCUACAUUCGCCGUUGCCUCAAGGAGCAGGGCUACAUCCUGGAGGACGACUCCAACGUCCAGUGGAACCGGCUGUACGACGAGGGCAAUUACCUCCUGCGUGACAAGUACCGCGGCCAUACGAACCGCAUCGCGGACGAGAUCAAGUUCCUGGCCGACCAGUUCGACCAGGACCCGCAGAACAAGGCCUUUGCCGCCUCGCUGACCAAGCUCUUUAACGACCUCGGCAACGACGAGGACGGCAAGCCGACCUUCAAGCCUCACCUGGUCAGGGACCUCACCGACGUGAUCCUGCCGGCCGUGUUCGAGAAGGUUGCCUACAUUCCGGUGCCGCGGAUUGAGUACUCGGAUCCCAAGUUCGACGCCGUCAUCGAGAACCUUGUUCUCGAGAGCGACAACUUCAUGCCCAACCUGUUGGAGAUUUACAGCGAGAACUACAUGCGCUUCGGUCGCAAGAACGUCGCCGGCAAGCGGAAGCACUCGGUCGACGUCAAGGUGGCCGGCGUCCAGAUGGACCUCCGCGACGUCAGCUACUACAUCAAGCGCAAGCAGGGCUUCCCCGCGAUCACCGACACCGGCGUGGCCAACUUCCUGCUCGCCGGCGACGGCCUCACCUUCCGGAUGAAGCUGUCGUCGGCGGACGAGCACGACGCGCAGCGCUUCUUCAAGAUCGACAGGGUCGACGUCGCCCUCAAGCACAUGAACAUCAAGCUCGUCCAGUCCAGCCACAAGCUGCUCUUCAGCGUCUUCAAGCCGCUCAUGCUCAAGGUGCUGCGCCCGGGCGUGCAGAGGGCGCUGGAGAAGGCGAUCCGGGACCAGGCGGCGCGGCUGGACGGCCUGCUGUUCGAGAUCAAGCAGGAGGCCGACCGGGCGCUGCAGGAGGCGCGCGAGGAGCCGGGCCGGGCGCCCAACAUCUACAACCGCUACAUCACGGCGGCGCAGAAGCGCGUGCUGCAGGGCCAGAAGAAGGCGCAGGAAGCGGCGGCAGCGGCCGGCAAGAAGGUCAACUACGCGGUCACCAAGGAGGACAGCAUGUUCCCGCACAUCCGCCUGCCCGGCGGCAUCAGCUCCAAGGCGACCGAGUACCGCGAGCUGGCCCGCCGGGGCGACAAGUGGGAGAGCCCCGUCUUCGCGCUGGGCUCGGCCGCCGCGAGCCGCGACGUCCCGCCCGCGCCCACGGUCGUGCGCAAGUCGCAUGCUGCAGCCACCGCCGCCGCCGCCACCCCGCGCGACCCGCUCAACGGCGGCGCUCCCGGUGGGAACACCCACACACAGGCCGUCAAUGGCGGGUUCAAGGCCCAGCCGCCCGCCUUCGAUCCUGCCGCCCCGACCGAAUACUAA
Molecule: messenger RNA, 2586 nt
Organism: Thermothielavioides terrestris NRRL 8126
Lineage: Eukaryota; Fungi; Ascomycota; Sordariomycetes; Sordariales; Chaetomiaceae
Exons: 6
Coding region: 1-2586 (861 amino acids)
Source: RefSeq, a predicted model, not a curated record